ACAGCAUUAUUGAGUUAGUUGGGUAAGUACUUUUUUGUUGGCUUCAUUGCUGUUUCAUUUUGGCGGCUGAGAACUGAGAAGGAAACUAUCAGUCCAUCACAACCUGAACACAACACUAUCAUCAGCUGACAAGAGGUUUAGACUUCAGAGGUCCAUGAGCCAACAAGAAAUGUUGCUUCAACAACAAUUCCAGGAGUUAGUAGGCACUGUAGAGAGCCUUAGAUUGAGACGCCAGAGCUUGCAGCAAGUAAUUUCUGCUGAGGAAGAAAAAAGGGGCAGGCUUCUUGAAGAAAUCCAAAAGGCAACUCAAGAAGCUGAGGCAUGUGACAACAGGAUCAAAUCUCUUGUUGUGGCCAGAGACAAGCUGGACUCUACCAUCACACAAACUGAGACUGCAUUUGAAAAGAUCCUGGAAAACACUGAACUACUUCUUGCUAUUACAAAGAAAACAGGAGGAGAGAUUGAUGAAAUCGUGUAACUCAAAUAUGUGUUUUCAAUGAUAAAAUGUUGAUAUUUUCACUACUGAUCACUGCGUUAUUAAAUUUUUUUUGUAAAUCAAAAUUGUAUAUUUUUAACUGAUCAAAAUGCAAUUUUAUUCUGACGCUGAAGCACAAUGCCGUUAGGAUAUUAGAUUAGACUAGACGAUAAAAUUGAUUU
Molecule: messenger RNA, 657 nt
Organism: Cloeon dipterum
Lineage: Eukaryota; Metazoa; Arthropoda; Insecta; Ephemeroptera; Baetidae
Exons: 4
Coding region: 155-478 (107 amino acids)
Cellular component (GO): centrosome; ciliary basal body
Source: RefSeq, a predicted model, not a curated record